This is a messenger RNA of Penicillium digitatum Pd1, 648 nucleotides long. NCBI's taxonomy places the organism in Eukaryota, Fungi, Ascomycota, Eurotiomycetes, Eurotiales, Aspergillaceae. The record is from RefSeq and is a predicted model, not a curated record.
AUGUCAACUAAUUACUACUGGCAGGCUGUCCACCCAGUCUACGGAGUACCUAUUUCCGUCGUGCAGGCCACCGAGCAACCAGUAAUCCGCUGCGACGUCCGUCAGAGACACAAUCUCCCUUCUAGAUCAUGGGCCGUACGUAUCUCCACAUGGACGAACACUAACUAUUUCUUAUGGUCUUUGUGCGCUGGACUCGCCGGCUAUCGUUCUGACGAGGAGUGGACGAAUAUCUUCGAGACUCACUAUCGAAAGACUUGGGAUGAGAUCCAGGCCAGAGUCCAAGAGAGCGAUGGGCCUUAUAGGUUCGGUGUGCCUAUUCCAAUGCCUCCAGUUACCCAGGCUGUAGUCAUCCACCACCCCGAGAGUGGUCCUGCGAAGACAUUCACGGUUCGUCCCGAGACUCGUCCGUCCUAUCUUGUCCCUUGGGUAACUAGCAUGUCUUCACAUGCUGUAUGGGGACUUUUGAGGUUUGUGACUGAACGACAGUCCCCUGUACCUGAUCUUUUUGACGUAGUAAUCGACACAUCGCCGCUAGGGCAUUCGCGCCCUGUAGGUACACGGACUGACCAGAGAUUGUCUGGAAAAAGCGUAUCUGAUGGCGAGUCGAAGGAGGAUGUUGUAGACACAUUCUAUCAGUUUGGCAAUUGA